CUCAGUACAGCUGUGGCUCAGUACCAGACCCUGACCAGCUGGGAUCUCAACCCUUCCAGAGUCAAGAGGAGGAUUGUGUGAAAGCUCUUCAACACUCUUAUUCACUCUGCAUUAGCUGAAUUACACUGACUCUAACUACAACUGCCAAGGCUACUGGUGGAGCUGAGGAAAUCCUUUUUUGAGAUGGCUAUGGCACCUCGGGCCCUGGCACUUCUGCUGCCCCUGGUGCUCAUCCUGCUGAGCCCGGCACCGACUCCCACCCUGGGCGGAUGCCCAUCGGCUUGCCGGUGCUCUUUUGCCAUGCUGCAGUGCCUGGAACCUAAUGGCAUAACCAGCAUCCCGCCGCUUGCUUUGCAAGAGAGCGAGAACGUGACAGAGAUUUACAUAGAAAACCAAACCGGCCUGGAGAACAUAACAGAAGUCGACCUUAUCUUCUACAGAGAGCUGAAAAACCUCACAGUCACAUUUUGCAAGCUGAGGUUCAUCUCUGCCUACGCCUUCCAAAACAACCUCAAGCUUCAGUAUGUAAACUUGGCAUCAAACUCUCUGGAGCACAUCAGCUGGAAGGUGUUUCAUUUUCUGCCUCUGCUUAACCUCGUUUUGAGAGACAACCCUCUCAUUUGCUCAUGUGAGCUCUACUGGCUGAAGCAGUGGCAAGAGCGCGGUGACCUGGAUAACCAAAUGUUGUCUUGCUUGUCCGAUGGCGAGAAAAUAUCCCUUUUCAAUUUGAUGAUAGAAAACUGCAGCCUGCCUGAGGUGAAGAUUACCGCCUCACAGGAUAAGAUUCUGGAAGGAGGCAACCUUACAUUCGUAUGUGAGGUGGAAGGAAGUCCCACUCUCACCGUGAGAUGGCAGACCGAGGCCCUCCACUCUCACUUUUUUACCAAGCUGCAGGAGAGCAGAGACUCUGCGCUGGAGCUGGUCCUUUACCUCACCAACGUUUCCUCCAAGGACAACCUACACAACCUGACUUGCGAGGCCGAGAACCAAGCUGGGCCAGGGGAGAGGAUGGUGCAAUUGGACAUUGAGUUUCCAGUCAGAAUAAUCUUCCUGAAUAAUGCUGUGCCGCAGCACCACUGGUGUUUUCCGUUUGCUGUGGACGGCAAUCCCGAACCAAACAUCACCUGGCUUUACAACGGCAAGAAAUUAAACGAGACCAGAUACAUAUACACGCAGCCCAUCGUAGAUUCAGGCGAUGGAUCGGAGAAGCACGGCUGUCUCUUCCUUGACAAGCCAACCCACGUCAACAAUGGCAACUACACUCUGAUUGUGGAGAACAAACUGGGAAGAGAUGAGGCCACCGCACUUGGGUUUUUCAUGCACAACCCCUUUGACAAUUUUGAGGGGGUAAUUCCAUACGUCGUGGGUCAAAGUCCUACAAACAAAUCAGACAUGGACGUCACAGAAAACCCGGAGAGUCGGAUGUAUUUGGUGUAUGUGGCCGUGGGUCUCGGUGUGUUUGCUUGCAAACUUCUGCUCAUCAUGGUUUUGGUUGUCUACAAAUGUGGCCAUCAUUCCAAGUUUGGAAUUCACAGAUCAUCAGUUCUGGGGAAGGAGGAUGACCUGGCCGUGUCACUGCGCUUCAUGAACUUUGGUACCAGCCCGCCUUCCUCCGAUGAAGACUCUGGCUUGUCUAGCUUCGUAGAGAAUCCACAGUACUUCUGCAGCAUAAUCAAAGACAAAGACAUGUGUGUCCAGCAUAUUAAAAGGCAGGAUAUUGUUCUGAAGUGGGAGCUGGGGGAAGGAGCGUUUGGCAAAGUCUACCUGGCAGAGUGUGCAAACCUCAGCCCCGACAACGACAAGAUGCUCGUAGCCAUCAAGACUCUGAAGGACGCAAAUGAGUCCACCCGGCAGGACUUCCAGCGGGAGGCGGAGCUGCUGACGGUGCUCCAACACCAGCACAUUGUGCGGUUCUACGGCGUCUGUACCGACGGAGAGCCGCUGGCCAUGGUGUUUGAAUACAUGAGGCACGGAGACCUGAACCGCUUUCUUCGAGCUCACGGCCCUGACGCUCACAUCCUGGACGAGUCCAAGAUGCCCCCGCUGGGUGAGCUCACUCUCCCUCAGAUGCUGCACAUCGCUGCUCAGAUUGCCUCAGGCAUGGUCUACCUCGCAUCGCUGCACUUCGUUCACCGUGACCUGGCAACUCGCAACUGUCUGGUUGGAGAGGGUCUGGUGGUCAAAAUCGGAGACUUCGGCAUGUCCAGAGACAUCUACAGCACAGAUUACUAUCGGGUGGGUGGACGUACAAUGCUCCCAAUCCGCUGGAUGCCCCCUGAGAGCAUCAUGUACAGGAAGUUCACGACGGAGAGCGACAUCUGGAGCUUUGGCGUGGUCCUCUGGGAGAUCUUCACCUAUGGGAAACAGCCAUGGUAUCAGCUGUCCAAUAGCGAGGCCAUUGAAUGCAUCACGCAGGGACGGGAACUGGAGAGGCCACGCACCUGCCCGAAGGAGGUCUACUUGCUGAUGCAGGGCUGCUGGCAGAGAGAGCCCCAGCAGAGGAUGGUCAUGAAGGACAUCCACAGCCGUCUGCUGGCCCUGGUCAAGAACCCCCCGGUUUACCUGGAUAUCCUGGGCUAGAAGGGCCGAGGGCCAACCAGGCUGGGGAGGUUGGAUUUUUGAUUUGAGAUAUAAAACUUUAGUCUGUUACUCAUUUAAGUUCAACUGCAUUCUGCUUUUCCAGCUGUGAUGCUUCGUGGGCAGUAACAUCUGCUUUGACCUUUUUGGCUGCAGUUUUGCCUCAUUCUAGCUCGACUUUGACCCCUUAACUGGUUACUGCCCCGUCCUUCUCUGGAAACCUGUCACAUGUUUACCAAAGUGUUUAAUGUUUAUCUGAGGUGGGAUCAGUCUGAUGGAGGAGCGUGCAUGGAUAAGAACUAAAAUAACUGCAUAGGCUCUUGCUGGGAAUCUACUGCCACGUGGUGUCUGGAGUCCCUUCAUCAGCUGAGCUGCGACACAUUUUAAAUGACUUUUAGCUGACGUGCUUGUGUUGGUUUAGAAAGCAAAAACUCGUUUUACAGAUCUUAGUACAGCAGAUAGUCAUUUGUAUAGUACCGUCACUGAUUUUGGAUAAGUUUUGAUAUAGAGGGUUAUUAAGAAAACAAAGAAAAAAAGCUUUCAUUGAUGUAUAUAAGAUAGUCACAGCCAAACUUUGUUUCUCACGUGUCAGAUUGAGUGUAUCAUAUGAAUAUUUUUCAGAAAAAAAAAGAAGAACAAGAUGUCAGACGUUAGCAGUGAAAACGUUUCCUGGUAUAUCAACGACUGUGUUUACAUUUAAUUACUGUCAAAUAUGAACUUCCAAAGAGCGACUUUUCAGCCUGCGGCCGCUAUUGAGACUCGCUCAGGAGCGGAUUUUGGACAGAUCAGCCAUGUUUAACAUGCUACUGUAACGACCUUCAGAAUCAAAGUGCUGCAGUGAAAUUUGGUAAGGGGGCAAGCUGGUGGGGAGGUGACACCCCGAGAGGUAACAGAUGGGUUAAAGCGAGACUCCAGGAGGAGGAGGACAGAUGGCACUGAAAGUGAAACUGGAGGUGAACCCACCACCGUAACAUUUGUCAUUCCACCAAAUGGGGCAUUGAGAGGGUGAAAGA
This is a messenger RNA of Pundamilia nyererei, 3590 nucleotides long. It is a transcript of the gene ntrk1, whose product is annotated as neurotrophic tyrosine kinase, receptor, type 1. The record is from RefSeq and is a predicted model, not a curated record. Gene Ontology annotation, cellular component: signaling receptor complex; plasma membrane; axon. NCBI's taxonomy places the organism in Eukaryota, Metazoa, Chordata, Actinopteri, Cichliformes, Cichlidae. Gene Ontology annotation, biological process: positive regulation of phosphatidylinositol 3-kinase/protein kinase B signal transduction; cellular response to nerve growth factor stimulus; protein phosphorylation. Bases 184 to 2580 code for a protein of 798 amino acids. Gene Ontology annotation, molecular function: neurotrophin binding; transmembrane receptor protein tyrosine kinase activity; neurotrophin receptor activity. The transcript is spliced from 17 exons.